Molecule: messenger RNA, 544 nt
Organism: Poecilia latipinna (sailfin molly)
Lineage: Eukaryota; Metazoa; Chordata; Actinopteri; Cyprinodontiformes; Poeciliidae
Gene: hbae5
Product: hemoglobin, alpha embryonic 5
Exons: 3
Coding region: 33-464 (143 amino acids)
Biological process (GO): hydrogen peroxide catabolic process; oxygen transport
Cellular component (GO): hemoglobin complex; haptoglobin-hemoglobin complex; blood microparticle
Molecular function (GO): peroxidase activity; iron ion binding; oxygen binding
Source: RefSeq, a predicted model, not a curated record
UCAGACUCAGGCAGAGACCGAGACGAGCAGAGAUGAGUCUGACGGACAAGGACAAGGCUGCGGUGAAGGCGCUGUGGGCCAAAAUCUCCAAGGGGGCGGACGCCAUCGGGGCGGAAGCUCUGGCCAGGAUGCUGGUGGUGUACCCCCAAACCAAGACCUACUUCUCCCACUGGCCGGACAUGAGCGCCGGUUCCGGUCCCGUCACCAAGCACGGGAAGAAGAUCAUGGGUGGAGUGGCGCUGGCGGUGGCCAAGAUGGACGACCUGUCCGGCGGCCUGCUGGAGCUCAGCGAGCUGCACGCCUUCCAGCUCCGGGUGGACCCGGCCAACUUCAAGAUCCUGGCGCAGUGCCUGCAGGUGGUGAUCGCCAUCAUGUUCCCCAACGACUUCACCCCGGAGGCUCACGUCGCCCUGGACAAGUUCCUGUCCAACGUGGCGCUGGCCCUGUCUGAGAAAUACCGCUGAGCCGCUGCAGCACAUGAUGCAGCACGUGAUGCAGCACCAUGAACAACCUGACAGAGCAAUAAACAGCUUGCCGCCCAACA